CGAGACGCUGGUCAGGCUCCGCGGCGCAGCUCGAAAAUGAAUAAUCGCCCCCAAUUGACUUAAAUUCCACCGAAGCCGGCGCCGCGGCCGCCGCCGCUCGGGAUCUGCUCGCUGUUUUUUGCUUUCUCCAUUCUUCCUUAAAAAAAAAAGCAAAACAAAACCAGCCAGCCAGCCAACCAGGAAUCCGGUUUGUUGAUCGCCUUAUUUUUUUUUUUCACCGUUUGCGGGAUUUGCAAACCGAGUUACAUGCAUGUCCAGUGGGGGUAGGUUUAAUUUUGACGAUGGAGGGUCCUACUGUGGAGGCUGGGAGGACGGCAAGGCGCACGGCCAUGGCGUCUGCACCGGCCCCAAGGGCCAAGGCGAAUACAGCGGCUCGUGGAGCCACGGCUUCGAGGUGCUGGGCGUCUACACCUGGCCCAGUGGCAACACGUACCAGGGCACCUGGGCGCAGGGCAAGCGCCACGGCAUCGGCCUGGAGAGCAAGGGGAAGUGGGUGUACAAGGGCGAGUGGACGCACGGAUUUAAGGGGCGCUACGGGGUGCGGGAGUGCACGGGCAACGGAGCCAAGUACGAAGGGACCUGGAGCAACGGGCUGCAGGACGGCUACGGCACGGAGACCUACUCGGAUGGCGGGACCUACCAGGGCCAGUGGGUUGGUGGCAUGCGCCAAGGCUAUGGCGUGAGGCAGAGUGUCCCCUACGGCAUGGCGGCGGUCAUCCGCUCGCCCCUGAGGACGUCCAUCAACUCUCUGCGCAGCGAGCACACCAACGGCGCGGCGCUGCACCCCGACGCGUCUCCGGCGGUGGCCGGCAGCCCGGCUGUGUCCCGGGGGGGCUUCGUGCUGGUGGCACACAGUGACUCCGAGAUCCUCAAGAGCAAGAAGAAGGGGCUGUUCCGGCGCUCGCUGCUGAGCGGGCUGAAGCUGCGCAAGUCCGAGUCCAAGAGCAGCCUGGCGAGCCAGCGCAGCAAGCAGAGCUCCUUCCGCAGCGAGGCGGGCAUGAGCACGGUCAGCUCCACGGCCAGCGACAUCCACUCCACCAUCAGCCUGGGCGAGGGCGAGGCUGAACUGUCGGUCAUCGAGGACGACAUCGACGCCACCACCACGGAGACCUACGUGGGCGAGUGGAAGAACGACAAGCGCUCGGGCUUCGGCGUGAGCCAGCGCUCGGAUGGGCUGCGCUAUGAGGGCGAGUGGGCUGGCAACCGGCGGCACGGCUACGGCUGCAUGACCUUCCCCGAUGGCACCAAAGAGGAGGGCAAGUACAAGCAGAAUGUGCUCGUGAGCGGCAAGCGCAAGAACCUCAUCCCGCUGCGCGCCAGCAAGAUCCGCGAGAAGGUGGACCGGGCUGUGGAGGCAGCCGAGCGCGCGGCCACCAUCGCCAAGCAGAAGGCGGAGAUCGCGGCCUCUAGGACCUCCCACUCGAGGGCCAAGGCCGAGGCAGCCCUCACCGCGGCCCAGAAGGCCCAGGAGGAAGCAAGGAUCGCCAGGAUCACUGCCAAAGAGUUCUCACCUUCCUUCCAGCACAGGGAAAACGGGCUCGAGUACCAGCGGCCGAAGCAUCAGCUUUCCAGUGAUGACAUCGAAGUGAUCUCCACGGGGACACCCCUGCAGCAGGAGAGCCCUGAGCUGUACCGCAAAGGCACCACCCCCUCGGACCUGACCCCCGACGACAGCCCCCUGCAGAGCUUCCCCGCUAGCCCCUCGGCCACCCCACCACCGGCCCCCGCCGUGAGGAACAAGGUCGCCCACUUCUCCCGGCAGGUCUCGGUGGACGAGGAGCGAGGCGGGGACAUCCAGAUGCUCCUGGAGGGCCGGGGAGGGGACUAUGCCCGCAACAGCUGGGGCGAGGAGAAGGCUGGGGGCUCUAGGGGUGUCCGCAGCGGCGCCCUGCGCAGCGGCCAGCCCGCAGAUGACUUCCGUACCCGGGGCUCGGGCCACAAGCAGCCCAGUAACCCCAAGCCCCGGGAGCGGCGGACGGAGUCGCCCCCCAUGUUUUCCUGGACUUCCCACCACCGAGCCGGCAACCCCAGCCCCGGGGGCCCCAAGCUGCUGGAGCCGGAUGAGGAGAAGCUGAGCAACUACGAGAUGGAGAUGAAGCCCCUGCUGAGGGUGGACGCGUACAUGCAGGAGGCGCAUGCCCAGAAGAGACGCUACAGCAAGGGGGGCGCCUACCGGGGCCUGGCAGAGGACCGCCGCUCCGAGGAUCGGGGCUUUGGGUCACAGAGACUGAGGUCCAAGUCCCAGAACAAGGAGAACGUCAGGCCAGCCUCGUGCACAGAGCCCGCAGUGCAGAGACUGGAGAGCCUGCGGCUGGGGGACAGGGCUGAGCCCCGGCUGCUGCGCUGGGACUUGACCUUCUCCCCGCCCCAGAAGUCCUUGCCUGUGGCACUGGAGUCGGACGAGGAGAAUGGGGACGAGCUCAAGUCUAGCACAGGCUCGGCUCCCAUCCUGGUGGCCAUGGUGAUCUUGCUCAACAUCGGAGUCGCCAUUUUGUUUAUUAACUUUUUCAUCUGAUGAGAUUGUCGCGUCAGCAACAACGGUUGGUGUACAAAAGGGAGACGUUACAAGAGAAGGACCGCAACUCGGACGGCCCCACAACUGCUUCCGAGUCUUUUCACAGAACAGGAUUGGGUAUUACUCACAGUUUGCCUUUUCUUCUGGGUAAUGUUUUUUGGAUUUUAGCCAGAAUUCUUUGCUUGUAUAACACUAUGCUGUGUGGCAUGGCAGAAGGAGGCCAGCACGCCGCCCCUCCAGCUUGAUGUGGAAAGAAAAGGGAUCCUGGCCCUCAAUGGCAAAAAAAUAAAACUGUCAUCGUCACAGUCACACUCCCGUCUGGGAUGUGGAAAAGGAGGCAGCCGAGGAAGACCCCUCCGGAGGGUCCUGCUGUGCCGGGCGGGUGGGGAGCAGCUGCUGUGACGCGGAAUGCAGGGUGGGUUAACCCUGCUCUUCCUCUGGGUUAUUCCAGAACUCUGUUCUGGAAUGGCAGGUGACAAGCAUGGGUGUGAGGCAUGGGGAAGAGAGUGUCCCAUCCCAGCUGGCAGCAGCCUGGGCCUUUUUCUAUUUUAAAUCUGUGCUGCAUACUUAAGGGAGCAGAGGUCUGCCUUCUCUUCUCUUCCUCAUGAAACACAUCACAACCCUGCCCUCUUCUUGGCACUGCCCACGGCUUUCCUUGCAAGGCCGUCUCCCCACACUGAGUCUUAAAGCCAAGUUCUUAUUUUUCUGCUGUCCCUCCCCCGCCCCCAUUCUGCCUUCCUCCCACCAGAACCCAGGGAAGCCGAGCUGCGGACGUCCAGGGGCCCACAGAGCGCUGAGGCCUGGGGGCUGGUGCCGGAGGGCAGGGAGCGGUGUGGGGGCCCCUUAGCCAUGGACCAUUUCUGACAUCACGCCUGGGCUCCAAGCAUCUGGCAUUUCUGCACUUAGGAUGCACAAUGUGUCCCUGUCGGACGUCCGCGGUGGCCCUUACAUGACGUUGUCUUCUCCCGCUGUCACUGAGCCCACGGGUUCUCACAUCUCUGUCCUGUACCUGUCUCAACUUCUCCCACACAUACGCAUAUUCCCUCCAGAUGCCUCAUUCAUACUCUGGAGCUGGUCUGGUCCCAGGACAGGAAUGUGGUUGAAACCCAGUGGCUUGAAAAAAUUCCUGAGAAAUCGUUGCAUAUCUAUCUCCCCAGAAACAUACAACGUAACGUUUCAAACAAAAACAGGCUCCUGGUGUUUCUGCCUUCUCUACCAGCGUUGUCCCACCAUCCAAACAAAAGAACAAGGUUCCAGAACGUUUGAGUGCCCCGUGGUCCUAGCUAUGGAGCCAGCCCCACCCACGUGGACGGACAUGUCUGGGGGGCCUGGCCAUGUCCACACGCAGGUCCCACUGCGCCCACGCCCGGGAAGAUCCUUCCAGUGAACCCACCCCACGGUCAUCCUGGGUGCAGCCGUCUACGGCUCUGCCUUGCUUUGCUUACGUUUAGCUGUUUCUCUGCUACCUUUCGAGCAGAUUUCUUUACUACACUGCACUGGAUUGCUAUAUUUUUAACCAGAAAUAAACUAAAGAUUAGAGCAUGUUCCAGUUAAAUUCAGUUUUAUUUUUUUCCGUUAUCCAUUCACUCCCCGUUCCUUCCACAGUUUGGUUUAGUUUGGGGUCUUUUUGGGGAGAAGGGACGUAGGAGAGGGAGGGAGGGUCCGCAGGAGAUACACUUCUGAUAACGCUGCUUUCUGAAGGGACAGGACGUCUUUUUGUACAUCCUACUUUCCGUUCCUCCUUUUUAAUACUGAGUGGUUGCUGCAGACCUGACGUGAACCAAAUAAAGAUGCCUGCUCCUUGCAGCUCUAAGAAUCAUCCAUGCUGGGAUAUGUGUUUUAUAAUUCUGUUUGCAACUCUUAUUUGUAAAGAUUAUAGACUUCUUUUGUACAUUCCAGUAACUGCAUGACACAAAAUGGUACCUACAAAUUCAGGUGACAUAUUUACAUGCGAACACCAUGAGGAAUUCAGAUACGUAUAAAAGCAACAGCACAAAAAUGCGUAUCA
This is a messenger RNA of Diceros bicornis minor, 4523 nucleotides long. RefSeq names its product junctophilin 3 (gene JPH3). Gene Ontology annotation, biological process: regulation of synaptic plasticity. Gene Ontology annotation, cellular component: junctional membrane complex; plasma membrane; endoplasmic reticulum membrane. Bases 251 to 2515 code for a protein of 754 amino acids. The transcript has 5 exons. The record is from RefSeq and is a predicted model, not a curated record. Lineage: Eukaryota; Metazoa; Chordata; Mammalia; Perissodactyla; Rhinocerotidae.